AUGUACACCACUGGGCUUCUAGCGUUGGCCACGACGGUUUCCGCGGCUGUCCAGGGCUUCAACUAUGGCUCAACUUUCACUAAUGGUCAGGGAAAGCAGCAAUCUGACUUUGAAGCAGAGUUCACGACUGCUCAGAGUCUAGUGGGCACUUCAGGCUUCACCAGCGCCCGUCUCUACACCAUGGUCCAAGCCGGCUCUGCGAGUGAUCCCAUUUCAGCAAUUCCAGCCGCCAUCAAGACGAAGACCUCGCUGCUUCUCGGCCUCUGGGCUUCUGCUGGCCAGGCCUCUUUCGACAACGAACUCAAGGCUUUGACCGCUGCUGUUGAGAAAUACGGUGACUCUUUCACCAAGAUCGUCGAUGGCAUCUCUAUUGGCAGUGAGGAUCUUUACCGAAACAGUCCUAUGGGGAUCAAGGCCGGUUCAUACGUCGGUGCUGAGCCGGACACCCUCGUCAGCUACAUCAAGCAGGUUCGAGAUGCCCUCAAGGGCACGUCUCUCUCUGGGGCUCAGAUUGGUCACGUCGACACUUGGACGGCUUGGGUGAACGGCUCAAACUCAGGUGUUGUUAAUGCUUGCGACUGGAUUGGUGUCGACGCCUACCCUUACUUCCAGGACACCAUGGUCAACGAUAUCGGAAAGGGCGGCUCUCUCUUCGACGAUGCUAUCGGCCAGACGAAGAAUGCCGUCGGUGGUAAGCCUGUCUGGGUUACCGAGACUGGCUGGCCUGUUAGUGGCAAGACCGUCGGGCAGGCUGAACCCAGCACUGAGAAUGCCAAGGCCUUCUGGGACGCUGUGGGUUGCGAGAAGCUCUUUGGCAAGGUCAACACCUGGUGGUUCACUCUUCAGGAUGCCUCUCCUGACACGCCCAACCCUUCAUUUGGUGUCGUCGGCAGCACACUGAGCAACACGCCGCUGUACGAUUUGAGCUGCAAGGAUGUCAAGCCAGUCUCAUCCUCUUCGGCUGGUUCCUCUUCGACCGCGACUGCUGGAAGCGCUUCCGGUUCUUCGCAGGCAACAAGCUCUGCUGGCGACACCAGCGGCUCCCCGGGCGUCAGUGGCAUCAACUCACAGGCUACAGCUAGUGGUACCGACGCUGCCAGCCCUUCUGCAACUUCCGGAUCGGGCUCAUCUGGCUCGGGUUCUGGAACUGGAAGUGGUAGCAGCGGUACUGGCUCAGGCUCAGGCACCGGUUCCGGUUCGGGUACUGCCGGUAGUGGUUCUAACAGCACCGGUACUGGUAGCACAUCACCCAAGUCUACUGUGCCCAUCAGCAUGGCUUCCGGCAUUGAGUCUUUCGGCGUCGCAUUCCUUGCAGCCUUCGUUGCCAUUGUAGCACUAUAA
Molecule: messenger RNA, 1341 nt
Organism: Neoarthrinium moseri
Lineage: Eukaryota; Fungi; Ascomycota; Sordariomycetes; Amphisphaeriales; Apiosporaceae
Exons: 2
Coding region: 1-1341 (446 amino acids)
Biological process (GO): carbohydrate metabolic process; cell wall organization
Cellular component (GO): extracellular region; fungal-type cell wall; cell surface
Molecular function (GO): glucan endo-1,3-beta-D-glucosidase activity; 1,3-beta-glucanosyltransferase activity
Source: RefSeq, a predicted model, not a curated record